Molecule: messenger RNA, 1495 nt
Organism: Chironomus riparius
Lineage: Eukaryota; Metazoa; Arthropoda; Insecta; Diptera; Chironomidae
Source: the annotation of a GenBank genome assembly
AAAGCUCAAUUCAGCACAAAAAAAAUAAAACUGCAAAAAAUUAAUCGUUUAAAAAAUAUAGUACAAAGUUUAAAAUGAACAUUUUUCACAAAAUUAAAAUGCCAUUAACACACAGAUUAAGUUUGUUAUAUAUUAUUUUAAUCAGUGGCUUUAAAUUGGGCAUGGCAGCUCCAACUGAUAGCAAAAAAGAAUGCAUACUCCCACUUAAGCCAGAUUGGACAUUUUAUUCUCCAUUAAUAUUCACAUUAAAUGGAACACUAAUAUCAACCGAAAAUACUGGUGACGAUGUUGAAGAUAUAACGUUAAGUGCCGGCACAGAAGUUUUAUUAUCAUGUACACCAAAUUAUUUUCGUGAUAAUCCCGCCGAAAAAUCAAUAAGAGCGAUAUGCAAAGAGGAUCUCACAUUGCUGGUCAAUGGAGAAGAAAAAGAUUUCGUUUCAGAGCUUUCAUGUGAUGCAAGAGCUAUUGAAGAAAUCAUAACACCAAUCCAUGGAUGUCCAAAAAAUUUAAGAAAUAUUGAAUAUGGCUAUACAAAUCCAAUAAAGCAAAAGUCAUAUGUGCUUGGUGAAGCAUGCAUUAGUACGAAAGGUGGAAGGACACUUUUUGCACACACACGUGUGAAAUCUCCAAAUAAUGAUGUUGCAGAAUUAGCUCUAAAAGUCAUGAAUGGCGGUUACUUACGUUCGGAACAUCCGACACCAUUCUAUCGUAAUGAAAUUGUCAAAGCAUUACGUCCCGAUGAAUAUGGUGAAUAUUUUGUACAAAUACUGGGAACAAAUAGUAUUCCCAAAAUAGGAAUGCGAAAAUUCAUAAACGAAGAUUUAUUGACGCAUAAACAAUAUCAAUCAAUAUUAAAAUUGGCAUGGAACUAUGCAAUCAUCAAUGAUGCAGAUGAGUUGGAAAACUUACAAAAGUUACAAAAAGAUAUUUCAACAUUACAAAUGAAAACUGUCGACGUUUAUUCUGGAACCCAUGGGGUACUUUUAGUCAAAAAUAAUAAUGAUGAACAAACAGAACUUUUCUUAAAAGAAAAUAAAUUUCCUGUUCCCAAAUUCAUUUGGUAUGUUGUAAAAUCUCAAAAUAAAGCGGCUGCAUUUGUUAUAUUUAAUCGAACUUCUGUAUCAGAUAAGGAAAGACAACGUGAUACAUUCUGUACAAGCAAGUGUGAAGAACUUACUUGGAUUCAUCAUUUAUUAGAAAAUAAAAGUUUUAAAAAAGCUGAAAAUGGACUUGUACUUUGCUGCGAAUUUAAUGAAUUUAAACGUACUGUAAGUGAAAUGCCAAAUUUAGAGAAUAUUAAUGAAUUAUUGAAAUAGAUUUAAAUUGAAUUAAAAAAAAAUACUGAAAAUGUGUAAUUUUACUAACUUUGAUCUUGCAUAUACAAGAAAAAAUGUCUUAGAGAUAUAAAAAAAGAAUUAAAGAAUUAGGAAAAUAGUUUAAUUUAAAAAUGCAAUGUAAUUCAAAUUGAAAGCAUAAUUCCUAACUUGCAAGUGGC